GUGAGCCAAAUCCCAGUAGGAGUAACAGCGGAGCUGUUGUUGUCCCAACUAUUAAACGUAAAGAUUGAAAAUCCGGCAAUAAAUUCUCUCCCCCGAGCCAAUCAUAUAAUGCCACGCAAUCAAUUGUCUUUUUUUACCUUCCAAUUUCCCAGCGAAUUCUCUCUCUUCUUCUGCUUCUUCUUUUUUCAAGCAAAAAAGAAUAAAAGAGAAAGACAGUGAAAAACCGUGUUUUUUUUUAUACUGUUAAUCAAUCAAUUAUGGUUAAGUUUGAAAUUACGACAUCGAAUACACCCAAUUACACGUCUUCGUCUUAACGUCUCUAAAGUAAUACUACAUAUAUAUUUAUACACAGUCCAGCCUUUUUCUCUAGAAGCCCUUAGGAGGAAGGAAGGAAGCUCUCUUUCCUUUCAUCGCUUCUAAAAUCCUUACCAUAUUUCUUCCCGAGGUUAUCUGGUGGCUUUUUCCAUUUUAUACUUCACAGCUUCAACAAUGCAAUCCCUUUGAUCUUUGUUCUCUGUCUUUUUUUUUUUUUAAUCUUCAUAUACUUUUUAUUCCCCUGAAGCCAUCGGAAAGAAGAAAACCGUAGAAAAAAACUAAGAAGAAGAUGGAUUCUUCUUGUUAUGUUAAAGUGGGUAUUGUUUGGUUGACGAUACUUUUUUGUAUGCCUUGGAUGUCUUUUGGGAUUCGUUACUUCCCCAGUAAUGCCGGUGGGAUUGCAGAACCGGAGUUUGGAUUUGCAGAGGCACCUGACUACCGGAACGGCGUGAGCUGCCCGGCGACGAGCGAUGCAAUGACGUUUUGUGAUCCUUCAUUGGUUCAUAUUGCUAUGACGCUGGACUCGGAGUACCUUCGUGGGUCAAUAGCGGCGGUCCACUCUGUUCUCCGGCACGCGUCUUGCCCGGAACACGUUUUCUUCCACUUCGUCGCCGCCGAGUUUGACCCGGCCAGCCCCCGUGUCCUGAACCGGAUUGUCCGGUCCGCAUUCCCUUCUUUGAAUUUCAAAAUCUAUGUGUUUAGGGAAGAUUCGGUGAUUAAUUUGAUUUCGUCUUCGAUCCGGCAAGCGCUUGAGAACCCAUUAAAUUACGCCCGUAAUUAUCUGGGUGACAUGCUCGACCCGUGUGUAAAGCGCGUCAUCUAUUUGGAUUCGGAUGUGGUUUUAGUGGACGAUGUGAAGAAGCUGUGGGAUGUCCAACUGGGCGAAAACCGAGUCAUCGGAGCCCCGGAAUAUUGCCACGCCAAUUUCACCAAAUACUUCACGGAUUACUUCUGGUCCGACCCGGUGAUGUCCAAAGUAUUCGAAUCAAAAACCCCGUGUUACUUUAACACGGGCGUAAUGGUGAUGGAUUUGGGGAAAUGGAGAGAAGGGAAUUACCGGAUGCAAAUACAGAAUUGGAUGGAAGUCCAGAAACGGAAACGGAUUUACGAGCUGGGGUCACUGCCACCGUUCCUGCUGGUGUUUGGCGGUAACGUGGAGCCCAUUGACCACCGGUGGAACCAGCAUGGGCUUGGUGGAGACAACGUUAAGGGCUCUUGCCGGGCCCUACACCCUGGUCCAGUAAGCCUGCUUCACUGGUCUGGUAAGGGCAAACCAUGGGUUAGGCUCGACGAGAAUAACCCAUGUCCCUUGGAUUAUCUCUGGGAGCCUUACGAUUUGUACAAGCUCAAGCCUAAUCAUCGUCAUCGUCAUCAACAACAUGGUAGCAGCGACAGCAGAUUGAGGUUACCUCAAAAUCAGCAACAAUGGCCUUUCCUGGUGGCAGUUUAAAUUAGUUCACGAAUUUUUUUUCUUUUUUUUUUUUACCCUUUUUAAUUUUUUUUUUCUUUUUUUGAAUGGUGAGUAAUAUUCUUUAUUAGCGGUGUACAGAUUCAAUUAUUUAGAAACAAAACAUUGGUUGGGUUCGGAGAAAUUGAAUUGGUAAAUUGGUGGUGAGGAUUUUACAGACGAAAAAAAGUGUUCUUUAAUUUUCUUUUUUAGUUAGUUGUAUACUACCUUUUCUUCCCCUAUAAUUCGUUGAUACUUUCACGGGAUUCCGGCUUUCCGGAACAAAAUUUUGUUUUAAAUUGAUUGUUGUACUUUGUAUCUUUUUACGGCUGCCGGCGGGGUGUUGAUAAUGAACAAAUUACAAUUUUGACACACUGAUUCAACUUUCAGUAUGGGUCAUUUUCUAUCCCCUCCUCCCCCCCAACUUUUCGUGUUUGUAUUUGCUUGGCGAUUUGUAUUUGUGGCCGCUUGGCACUUUCUUG
Molecule: messenger RNA, 2244 nt
Organism: Oldenlandia corymbosa var. corymbosa
Lineage: Eukaryota; Viridiplantae; Streptophyta; Magnoliopsida; Gentianales; Rubiaceae
Source: the annotation of a GenBank genome assembly